Drosophila elegans is the source of this 470-nucleotide messenger RNA. RefSeq names its product protein new-glue 3-like. The transcript has a single exon. Lineage: Eukaryota; Metazoa; Arthropoda; Insecta; Diptera; Drosophilidae. Bases 19 to 396 code for a protein of 125 amino acids. The record is from RefSeq and is a predicted model, not a curated record.
GAGAUCAGACAUAUCACAAUGCGGUUCCUAUACGUUCUUGUCUUCGGUGUGCUCUUGUGCCUUGUCCAGGCUCAGGAUGACACCACCACCACCGAAGCCUCCUCCGAAACCACCACCACCACCGCCGCCUCCUCCGAAACCACCACCGUCGCCUCCUCCGCCGCCGCCACCACCCCCGCUGCCUCCUCCUCCGACGACACCACCACCAAAGCCUCCUCCUCAACCAAGUCCCCUUCUUCGGCGGAGGCCAAGAGGCGCAGACGAGCCCGCCGCCGUCGCCUGGCUCGGGAGCGCCGUCGUCGGCAGGAGCGGAGGCAGCGCCAGGAAAAGAGGACGCGCAAGAUGAAGCAGCUGCUGGCGAGGCAGCGCCGUCUAAUCAACCAGCUUCAGGGUUAAGUGGGAAAGGGGGUCCUUAGAGUUAUUGCCGGCGGACAGCCUUGUUUUGGAAAUACAUACACUGCAUUAACUAA